AUGCCUCCCAAGAUGCCUCGACUCGACGACUUGCUUGCCCUCCUGGAAGUGUACUUUGCCCCAGAGAUGGGGGUCCUUCCAGGACGGACGGCGACCAAGGCAGAGCUUGAGGCACAACUUCGUCCUCCUCUCGUCUUUGUCCUCCUCCCCAUCUCCUCCAUCUCCCCAAUCCCCGCCUCCAACCUCCCGCCGCCGCAUUGGCUGGAUCGGCCGUCGUCUCUCGUCAUCGCCGUCUUGAGCGGCUUUUUUGGACCUCCCAGACUUUCACCAGAUCCACCUUGCUACUUUGAACAGUCGCUAAAAGUUGCAUGCUGA
Molecule: messenger RNA, 315 nt
Organism: Fusarium proliferatum ET1
Lineage: Eukaryota; Fungi; Ascomycota; Sordariomycetes; Hypocreales; Nectriaceae
Exons: 1
Coding region: 1-315 (104 amino acids)
Source: RefSeq, a predicted model, not a curated record